Messenger RNA from Cucumis sativus (cucumber), 2071 nucleotides. Its product is annotated as probable serine/threonine-protein kinase PBL9. NCBI's taxonomy places the organism in Eukaryota, Viridiplantae, Streptophyta, Magnoliopsida, Cucurbitales, Cucurbitaceae. The record is from RefSeq and is a predicted model, not a curated record. The transcript is spliced from 7 exons. The coding region runs from base 359 to 1573 and encodes 404 amino acids. Gene Ontology annotation, biological process: protein phosphorylation. Gene Ontology annotation, molecular function: protein kinase activity; ATP binding.
UCAUCAACUUGUCUAAAGUUUCCAUCGAAAGAAACAAAUACCAAAAAAAAAAGCUUCCAAAUCUUUAAGCCGUAGACCCAAAUCAAGCGGCUCAACAACUAUAACAACACCACCCUUCCCUUCCACAUGUUUAUCUCAAAUCACUCCCUCAUUCAUUCUAAAUUUCCUCAUCUCGAAUCCUCCACCAUUAGCGACCUUCAGAGUGUACUGGGAACAUAGAAAAACCCCCCUUUUCUUUUUCUAUUUCGUUUUGGUUGCUCAUUGAUUUGAGAAGAAGAUGUGAGUUUCAUCGUCUUCUGUCCAUUUCUUCGAAUGGUACUAAGCCUCUGGAGGUUGGGGAGUUUCUUGGUUUUUUCAAAUGGGUGUCUGCUUAAGUACCAGAAUUAAAGCUGAGAACUCAUGUAAUACAGGAGUGAAUUCUAAUGGUGUGAGUACUGAUGGAAACGAUAUUGGUAGUACGAAUAGCAAGAUCAAUUUGCUCUCAGUGCCACCAACUCCACGAACUGAAGGCGAAAUUUUGCAGUCCUCCAAUUUGAAGAGCUUCAGUUUCACAGAGCUUAAAGCAGCCACCAGGAACUUUCGUCCCGAUAGCGUGGUAGGAGAAGGUGGUUUUGGUUCUGUUUUCAAGGGUUGGAUUGAUGAGCAUUCCUUUGCUGCAGCCAAACCUGGCACUGGAAUGGUUAUUGCAGUCAAAAGGCUUAACCAAGAUGGUUUUCAAGGGCACAGAGAAUGGUUGGCUGAAGUGAAUUUUCUAGGCCAGCUUUCUCACUGUCACCUUGUGAGGUUGGUGGGCUAUUGCUUGGAGGAUGAACACCGUAUGCUCGUUUACGAAUUCAUGCCUCGUGGGAGCUUGGAAAACCAUUUGUUUCGAAGGGGAUCCUAUUUCCAACCUCUUUCUUGGAGCCUACGUUUAAAGGUUGCACUUGGUGCUGCAAAAGGGCUGGCCUUUCUCCACAGUGAUGAAAGGAAGGUGAUCUACCGUGACUUCAAGACGUCGAAUAUCCUACUAGACUCUAAAUACAAUGCCAAACUCUCAGAUUUUGGGCUGGCCAAAGACGGUCCAACGGGUGAUAAAAGCCACGUCUCGACCAGGGUGAUGGGGACUUAUGGAUAUGCAGCCCCGGAAUAUUUGGCUACAGGUCAUCUAACUACUUGGAGUGAUGUGUAUAGUUUCGGAGUUGUCCUACUAGAAAUAUUAUGUGGAAGGAGAGCAAUUGACAAGAAUCGACCAGCUAGAGAACACAAUCUUGUGGAAUGGGCAAAGCCUUACCUUGCUAAUAAACGUAAGAUUUUUCGAAUCAUCGAUAGUCGUCUUGAGGGCCAAUAUUCAUUGGAUGGAGCCUAUAAGGCAUCUAUGCUUGCGCUAAGAUGCAUAUCUAUUAAUCCCAAACUAAGACCAAUCAUGAAUGAUGUUGUAAAAGAACUAGAGCAACUACAGGAUUCCACGUUGCCUACUAGCAACAGGAACUCAACCAAUAAUCGCCGUGCCCGAAGGCAUAGUGCUGAUGAUGCCCGUAAUCCAAACAGUGCUCAAGCUUACCCCCGGCCUCCAGUUUCAGCUCUCUAUACAUAGGACUGUAAUCAGGCAACUAGAUUGGAUGGUUUGCAACAAAACUGAGGAUCUUAGCAGAUGCACUCCAAUGUUGAAUGUACAGAAACUGUACAGUUUUUGUUGUUGAUUCGUACACGAGUAAUGUUUUGUUUCGGAUUCUUUGAUUACUAAUGUAUGAUUUCUCUGUUAAAUUCUACCGAAGCUAGAUCGAUUACAGCAGUCCCAUCUUGACGUUUUCAUCACCGCUGAAGCUGAGAUGGGGAAGGAUGCAUCAUGAUUGUACUUGCUGCUUCAGUUUGUAUUCUGUAAAGAAGUAGCACGGUCGGGAUCAUCUUUUUUUUCUCUCCUUUUUGUGGUAGUUGGGAAGGGAAAAAGAAAUUUAGAUAGGGAAAGCUUGAAUGUAGUAGAUGACUGAUGAGCAAUAAUGGAAUUUACCUGCUAUUAAGUUUGUUCAUGUACUCUGGAGGUAUGGAAAGGCUAAAGUUUUUAUACGUUUGAGCAAAUUUUUUCUUCUUUGCA